GACCCGUCCCCCUCAGAUCCCGGGGCUGUGUUUAUUCAUCCGCCUUUCACUGAUUUCCCCUAUGCACCGAAAUACAAGGACGGGUUGACCUAUAAUCUAAUGGCCGCCAAUCCCGAAUGGUUCUUGGAUCCGGCGGAUUUUGAUAAUGUUGAAGGCGGCAAUCCCACUGGAAUCAGGUAUCCAUCUCAGCUUGAACCUCCACGUGGGUGGUGCCCCACGAAGAAAAAGGACAUCAAGGAUGGCUGGCCAGAAGGAGAAGAGCCACGUCUUCGCUGCACAUUCUGCAGACGCACCUACGCGGGCGUGAACGCAAAGUCGAUGUGGCGGCGGCAUGUGUACGAGAAACAUCGUAUCGCCAUGUCCAAUCGCAGAGAC
Molecule: messenger RNA, 375 nt
Organism: Postia placenta MAD-698-R-SB12
Lineage: Eukaryota; Fungi; Basidiomycota; Agaricomycetes; Polyporales; Adustoporiaceae
Exons: 1
Source: RefSeq, a predicted model, not a curated record